Messenger RNA from Pichia kudriavzevii, 1737 nucleotides. RefSeq lists its product as uncharacterized. Gene Ontology annotation, molecular function: protein-disulfide reductase activity; thiol oxidase activity; FAD binding. The transcript has a single exon. Gene Ontology annotation, biological process: protein folding in endoplasmic reticulum. The record is from RefSeq and is a predicted model, not a curated record. Gene Ontology annotation, cellular component: endoplasmic reticulum; endoplasmic reticulum membrane. The coding region runs from base 1 to 1737 and encodes 578 amino acids. NCBI's taxonomy places the organism in Eukaryota, Fungi, Ascomycota, Pichiomycetes, Pichiales, Pichiaceae.
AUGAAGUACAUACAGGUGAUAAGACGGAUGCUGUUUGUGAUGUUCCUCUUUGCAGGGCUCACAUUAGCCGAUACGGGGAAAUUGGGUAAAUUUUCAUUUGAUCCAGUUGAAGAUGACAUUUUAGUGAAAUACGAGAAAAAGCCACCACAACCUGUGCAGUUUGAUAAUUACCACCAAUUCACUAGGACACCGUUUCGUGAUGAUGUUUAUGAGCUGUUUUUGGAAUCUAAAGUUGAUGAGUCAACCUCAGCAACUUUCAAGGACAUUAACCAGUUGAAUGAAAAAAUUAGGCCUGUUAUUAAAGAACUAGUCAAGGAAAAUUUCUUCAGGAUUUUCAGGUUAAACUUAUAUAAAGAGUGUCCCUUUUGGAAGGCAACUGGGUUCUGUAUGCACCAAACUUGUGCUGUUGAUACGAUCGACGACUUUAAGGAUCUGCCUGAAAUUUGGCAGCCUGAAGCUUUGGGUAAAUUGGAAGACUCAGUUUUGGUCAAGAAACUUAAUGAUGAAGUUGAUUCAUCCAUUAACAGUACAAAGGAUUAUUGUGAUCUAGAUGGGUUUAUCCAUGAUACUGUUUUUGUUGAUCUAGUUGCUAACCCAGAGAGGUUCACUGGUUAUGGUGGUGACCAAAGCUGGCAGAUUUGGAAGAACGUUUAUAAUGAAAACUGUUUCAACUUAGGUCAUGAUCAAUGUAUUGAAAAGAACUUUUUUUACAAAAUUGUUAGUGGUAUGCAUGCCUCAAUUUCGACUCAUUUAUCAAAUGAAUAUCUUGAUAAGAAAUCCAUGGAUUAUAAACCAAAUUUAGAACAGUUCAUGAUUAGGGUUGGUAACCACCCAGAUAGAAUAGCUAAUCUUUAUCUGAAUUACAUUGUUGUUCUGAAGGCCUUGCUCAAACUAGAGACUCACGGUGUUUUUGACCGACUAGCGUAUUGUGAAGAUUCUAACUUCGUGGAAAGGGAAAAUGAGUUCAAGGCUAAGUUCAAACAAUUGUCUGAUCCAGCACUUGAGUUCAGCGAUCACAAAGAUGAGUGUAUGUUUGAUGAGAAUAUAUUAUUUAAGGAGAAAGAUUCUUUGACAGUGAAAGAAGAAAUUAGAGAAAAUUUCAAGAAUAUUACUAGAAUCAUGGAUUGUGUCCAUUGUGAUAGAUGUAGAUUGUGGGGUAAACUCCAGACUACGGGUUACGGUACUGCAUUGAAGGUUUUAUUUGAAUUGAAAGAUAGAGAAAGCAUGGAUGUCGAUUUAUCCAAUAUUGAACUGAUAGCUUUAGUUAAUACUUUUGACAGAUUGAGUAAGAGUGUUGAAAGUAUAAAUAACUUCAAACGACUCUAUGAAGAAGCAUAUAGAAAGGAAGAACUAGGUGAACCAGAGGAAUCUACCAUCAAUACAACAUUCGAUUUCAACCCAAAUAACGAGGUUGUUCGGAGUGUCGAGACAAAGAAGGAAGGAAAGAAGAACCUUGUGAAAACACCCGACCUUUUCAAGAAAGAGGCCGAAAUUUACGAAGAUGUGAUAUUUCCAGACAUAAGUCGGUCAGAAGACAACGGGUCAUUCUUAGAAAUCUUUGUUGAAGAGCUGAAGGCCGUUUUAAAGACAGCCUUAUGGGUUCUUAAGUCAUACUAUAUUUUUCCAAAAAUUAUUUACAAUUGGUGUUUGAUUCGUAUUGUUUACUACUGGAAUACCUUUAUUGGCCAUGUCAAUGAAGAUUUCGACUUUGACAGGUUAUACACCAUUAAUAUCUAA